Arabis nemorensis is the source of this 1617-nucleotide messenger RNA. NCBI's taxonomy places the organism in Eukaryota, Viridiplantae, Streptophyta, Magnoliopsida, Brassicales, Brassicaceae. The record is from the annotation of a GenBank genome assembly.
AUGGAUUUCAUGAAGGUCUUCGAUCAAACAGUUCGAGAGAUAAAGAGGGAGGUGAAUCUGAAAGUUUUGAAGGUUCCUGAGAUGGAGCAAAAGGUAUUGGAUGCUACAGAUAAUGAGCCUUGGGGUCCUCAUGGUACUGCAUUGGCAGAGAUAGCUCAGGCCACAAAGAAAUUCUCCGAGUGCCAGAUGGUUAUGGGUGUUUUGUGGACUAGACUGAGUGAGACAGGAAAGGAUUGGCGAUAUGUGUACAAGGCACUGGCUGUCAUUGAUUAUCUGAUUUCAAACGGAUCAGAGCGAGCGGUUGAUGAGAUUAUCGAGCAUACUUACCAAAUAUCUUCACUCACGAGUUUUGAGUAUGUUGAACCAAAUGGAAAAGAUGUGGGAAUCAAUGUGAGAAAGAAGGCGGAAAACAUAGUCGCUCUCUUGAACAAUAAAGAGAAAAUCUCAGAAAUCAGAGACAAAGCAACAGUGAAUCGUAACAAGUACGUUGGGCUCUCAUCAACAGGAAUAACAUAUAAAUCUGGUUCAGCUUCAUCUUCGUUUGGUGGUAGUUUUCAAAGUGGUUCAAGCAAUUAUGACAGCUACAAGGAUUCCAGAGAAGAAGACAAGAAUGACUACGAGUCUUUUCAAAAGUCAAGGCGCGGUGUUAAAAGUGAAGAGCAAGGCUACACUUCCAAGAAAAGUUUUUCACGCUAUGGCAGCACGGACCAUGAUAAUCUAUCCAGUGGAAAAAAGUCACCCGACUCUGGCAAACAUAGUUCCAUACCUUCACAUGCAUCUGCUGCUCCUUCAAACAACGAUGAUGAUUUUGAUGAUUUUGAUCCACGUGGAACUUCCACCAAUAAACCUUCCACAGGCAGUGCCAACCAAGUGGAUCUUUUUGGAGGAGAUCUGAUUGGUGACCUCUUGGAUUCUGGGCCAACAGAAACAUCUCCCACCAACAACAAUGGGAAGUUUCAAGAGGCGGACCUGUUUGCUGAUGCAACUUUUGUAUCAGCCUCAGCUCAAGGAACAGAAUUUGGGUCGCAGACACAGGAAGAAGUUGAUCUUUUCGCUGCGUCUGAACCUUCAGUCACAGUUUCUUCACCACCUCCGACGGUUGAUCUUUUUGCAUCUCCUGAAUCAGUUGCACCCCCAGAAGCCAAGAUUCCUAAACCAGAGUCUAUGAGCACUCCAAACAUUGUUGACCCAUUUGCUGCAGUUCCUAUGGAUAAUUUUGAUGGAUCAGAUCCUUUUGGUGCCUUCACUUCUCACUCUGCUUCAGUCUCUACAGGCCCACAGGCUCCAGUCGUACAUGGGAGUGCAACAAACACCACAAGCCCACUGUCUUUUAUGGAUACUAAGCCACAACAGUUGCAAAAGAAGGAUUUCCAGGUGAAAUCUGGUAUUUGGGCAGAUUCGCUGAGCCGUGGACUAAUUGAUCUCAAUAUAACUGCUCCCAAAAAAGCUUCACUAGCUGAUGUGGGCGUUGUGGGUGGCCUGAGCAAUGACGAAGGAAACAAAGCAUCUGCUGCUUCGUACUACUCAGGGUGGUCUAUGGGCGCAGGAUCCGGGCUCGAUGAUUUCUUCUCCAGCCUCAGUAACCAAAGGUACCAAUCUGGAGGCUUUAAGCAGUGA